This is a messenger RNA of Ceratitis capitata (Mediterranean fruit fly), 1434 nucleotides long. RefSeq lists its product as uncharacterized. Bases 369 to 1028 code for a protein of 219 amino acids. The record is from RefSeq and is a predicted model, not a curated record. The transcript is spliced from 2 exons. NCBI's taxonomy places the organism in Eukaryota, Metazoa, Arthropoda, Insecta, Diptera, Tephritidae.
UGUCUGAGUUGGCGUCUGAGUUGGUUGAUGGUGAUGGCGACAUAAAACUUAACACAAUGCCUUACAAGCCGAUCAGUCGACAACAUUUCACAUUGGAUGGAGGAAGCAACAAGCAACAGCCGCAGCAACAGCAACGCAGUAGCAGCAGCUAGCAACGGAAAUAUUAACAGUGACAAAGGAAGAACAAAUAACGGAAUAUAAAAAAUAUUUUAGUGUCAUUUUAUAGUUCUUGGAAGCGCCGGACAUUAAACGCACGCAAUUAAAUUAAGUGUUUGAAAAAAAGUUUUUCAAAGAUUGCCUGACAAGUGUUCAUAUGUCAAUAAACGUCUAAAGGGUGCAGAAGUUUUAUAUAAAAAAAAGACAUAAACAUGAAGAGCUAUCAACGAGCUUUGCAUCUGACGCUGCUAGUCAGCAUUUUGACACCGCACUUGACACUCGCCACUUCCCACGACACCUCAGCUGUCGCGAAACCCACCGAGGAGCCCGCCAAGUUCGUUGUCAUCACCGAAGAUGUCAUACCCGAUGUAGAGAAUACAACACAAAAGGUAAUACGCGUCAAUCCACUCGACCUGCCAGCAAUCUCCGAAGACGCCAGCGGCAAUAUGGACUCUUCACUCUAUAAUAUACAGAGUCUACUACCUGCCAACCGCAACUAUGUCAACUCUAAUCAUAUGCGCGCAAAGAAGACACGCACUAAGGAUUCCGUACCCUCGUAUGCCAAUAACAUUGCAGACUCACCGAUUAUAAGACAACUUGCGGAGCCAAAAUUUCACAAACCCAGUCGCAAUCAAAAGAAGAACUUGCACUUCCUCUACAACCAGAACACGCUCGAUGGUCAAAAAGUUAGCAAAACUAUGCGCGUACAUGUGACGCCGGGCGCUUAUCCGGUUUACUAUGCGGUCGCCAAGACAAAUGGCCGUUUUGGUAAAUAUCCACUGAAAGGUUUUCGUACGCCAACGGAGUUUUUAAAAUAUUUAGCUAAAAGUAAGGUGGCGCCAUUAGAGCAGGCGCAGCGCUUGGAGAGUUGAAUCGGUGGUGAGGUGGUGAAAGAGUGUAGGGAAAGUGAAGUAGAAUAGUAGCAUGGUGUAGGAAAAGUAAUUACCUUAAGUAUUAAUGAAUUGACAGUUGUGCAGCGCAGGCAUUCCAAACUCAAAAUAUACGAGGAAGAGCAUACAGAAGUCAGCUUGCACACGCUUAAACUGUCAUUCGUUAGUAGUGUUAGCGCCAAAUUUUGUUAUAUAUAAAUAAUAAAAGAAAAAAAAUAAAAUCUGCUUCAACUUGCCAGUAGUAUUAUAUGUGAUUUGCGUAAUUAGUUUUUAAUUUAUUUAUAUUAUUUUAUUGUAAAAUAUUUUAUCUGUAAACAGCGGCUAAGUGUACUUAAAGUCUUAUAUGUAUAUGUACAUAUGUAUGUCUAUUUUGUAUUUCUAAAAAACG